ACAUAAGUUACCUUGCCUGCCUUGCCCCUUCCACGAUCCCUAGUACUUUAGAUCCCCUCAACCCUGCUUUUAACUUUUAACAUCUUCGAGUAUAGUUACUUACUCAAGACUAUCCUAUGACAUGACAGCACCCAACUCGACUAUAUAUGAUGGAUUACCUCUUAUUUGUGCACGCGAAGAGAUACGAGUCCUCCAUCUUCACGAUGGUAGCGGCGAUGAUAAAGUUGUCUGCACAUUGGAGAAAGUAUCGCUGGACGACAACCCCACCUUCAACGCGCUUUCCUAUGUCUGGGGCGAUGCUACCAUCACUGCCCCUGUGACCAUCAAUGGAAGGAUUCUCAAUGUCACGCGAAGUUUAGAACUUGCAUUGAAGCACAUACGAAACUAUCACACAACCCUAACCUCAGACGAAUCAGGCAGCCGACAGGCACUCUGGGCAGAUGCGGUGUGCAUCAACCAAGACGACACGGCAGAGAGGGCAGAGCAGGUUCAACUCAUGAACGGUAUCUACUCAAAGGCAUUUCAAGUGCUCAUUUGGCUUGGAGAUGGAACGAAGCACACGGACUUUGCUAUAGACCGGAUGAACGGCUUGAAGUACGGGCUCGACACUGGCUUUCAAGUGAAACCCUGCGGCCAUCCAAGUAUGGACGAUAUCAGAGUCGAAGUCGUUCUCAAGCAGGAUAUCUGCGAGCGGGAGUGGUGGAGACGCCUCUGGGUGCGCCAAGAGUUCCUGCUUGCGGACGGUGAACCCGUCUUCCUGUGUGGACAGAAGUCUGUCGUGUGGUCAUUGCUACUCCUGUCUUUCUUGACUGUCCCGAGGGCUUGGGAUUAUCCGCAGCUGGCUGGAAAAUGGGAAGAAGUCAGAAAAGAUAUCAUAGAGCCCUCGACAGGGGAGCGGUAUCGAAUUGCGGGUAUCCAUCUUGCCUCGCUUAAUAGCCUGCGGAGCCUUGUUAGAGAGGAAGGGCGUAUUCCGUUGUCCGACACAUUCGGCUAUCUUUCCAGAAACGCCACGGCUACGGAUCCCCACGAUUAUAUCUACGGAUUUCUUGGACUGCUCAAUAAAUAUGACCAGCACCGGAUACGGGUCGAUUAUACGAUUAACCCCAUGGAGCUUUAUCAAUCUGUCGGCCGGUUACUCUGGACACAACAUGCGGAUGAUAUGCUGAAGAACAUGAUCAUGUCGCUCCAUUUUCAUGGAGAGGACAAUGGGUAUCCUUCAUGGACGCCAGAUUUCCAGCGACAGAGUCGUCGUGGCUGGCGGGAUCAUCGUGCCCUCGCAGCAGAUCGCAGCUGGAGGGAGGAGGCAGUCGACGUGCGUUUCCUAGACAACGGAGAGAAUUUGGGCCUGCGAGGAAUUCGGUUCGACAGAGUGGACGUCGUACAUACCGUCCCGGAUUCAUUCUCCACAAUUUCAGCACUACGCCACCAUCUACACAUCCUUGAAGACUUAUUCGCCAAAUUCGUGCUGGGAAGCAAGCGAGCACAGCGAGACUACCCACCGGACGAGCUGAAAUCCGGGGAGACGUUACUGGAACUUCUCACAAAAAGUCCGCUCUUAGAGGGUGAUUAUUGUAUACCCGGGUAUACUGACGAGGAGGUGUGGAAUAUCAUCAUGGGACGGCUGAACACCCUGCCGGCGGACCUGGCGUCGCCGGCUGGUGAAACCCGGAGGAAGCUGGUAACCAGUCGGUUGAUGACAAUAUUUUCGGGUAAAUUAUUCAACCGUACCUUCUUCGUCACCGAUUCGGGAUACCCAGGUGUUGGGGUUGUCGAUAUUAGCGAGGGCGACGUAGUGACUUUCAUCUUCGGCAUGAAGGCCCCUUUAAUUCUUCGACCAUAUGUUGAACACGAUCGAAUUGUGGGAUGUGCUUAUGUCUCUGGCCUGGUGGAUCAAGAUGUACUUGAUGCGUUUUAUGAGAAUGAUUUGCUGCAGGAGCAAGUGUUCAGUAUUUGUUGAGCGGGAACACAUCGACACUACAGAUUGUUGUGCUUUACGGGAGCUGCGGCGAAUCCCCAAAAUUACGAUGUAUGCCUCAUUAGAUAUCGCAACGAAUUGUUGUCCGUCAACUCAGAUAGUUUCUGUAGGUUUGCAUCUA
Molecule: messenger RNA, 2096 nt
Organism: Pseudomassariella vexata
Lineage: Eukaryota; Fungi; Ascomycota; Sordariomycetes; Amphisphaeriales; Pseudomassariaceae
Product: heterokaryon incompatibility protein-domain-containing protein
Exons: 1
Coding region: 122-1957 (611 amino acids)
Source: RefSeq, a predicted model, not a curated record